Molecule: messenger RNA, 1375 nt
Organism: Oncorhynchus gorbuscha (pink salmon)
Lineage: Eukaryota; Metazoa; Chordata; Actinopteri; Salmoniformes; Salmonidae
Gene: mcu
Product: mitochondrial calcium uniporter
Exons: 9
Coding region: 114-1235 (373 amino acids)
Biological process (GO): calcium import into the mitochondrion; mitochondrial calcium ion homeostasis
Cellular component (GO): mitochondrial inner membrane; uniplex complex
Molecular function (GO): uniporter activity; calcium channel activity
Source: RefSeq, a predicted model, not a curated record
AGCCCAGCCCCGCAGUCCGCCUACUCUACUCCCCCGCCUGCCACCGUCUCUCUCUCUCUCUCUCGGUCCGCCUGCAGCAUUCGACAUCCCAGCGAGGAUUUUUCACUACAGAGAUGGCUGCGAAAGUGUGUAGAACAGUGCUCCUCUUGACCAGGAGCAGCGGCGCUGUGGUCACCGGGCUCCCGGCACUCGCUAUCUCAUCACAGCGGCACCACCAGCACAUAAGAUCGGACCAGCCUGUCAGGAGAGCACAUGGCCUGCGGUCAGCCUCCCGCUCUGCACUGUUCACCCAGACUCCCACCAGCCUCUCAACCGCCCUCUCAACCCAGGGAUGGAGGGGUGCCCCCUCAUGGCAGGGCCAGAGACUACUGAGUUCCUCCACCGCUCCAGAAGAGGUGACGGUGGUGUACCAGAAUGGACUGCCGGUGAUCUCGGUCAGUUUGCCGUCCCGUAGGGAGCGAUGCCAGUUCACUCUGAAGCCCCUCAGUGACUGUGUUGGGGUGUUCCUCACACAGCUGCAGACAGAGGACAGGGGUAUCGACCGAGUGGCCAUCUACUCUACAGAUGGGGCGAGGGUAGCCUCUUCUACAGGGAUAGACAUCCUGCUGUUGGAUGACUUCAACCUGGUCAUCAACGACGUUACGCACCUGGUUCGACCGCCACGGAGAGAUCUCCUAGCCAAUGACGAGGCAGAACGUCUGAACGACGUUAAGUUCCUGGUUCAGCAGCUCUACACCACCAUGCGUAUAGAAGUGCAUCAGCUUAGUAAAGAGAAGGAACUGGUGGUCAGACUAGAGGACCUCAACUCACAGCUAAGUCCUCUAGAGAAGGUGAGGGAGGAGCUGAGUCGUAAGGCGGAGCGUCGUACCACCUGGGUGCUGUGGGGGGGCAUGGCCUACAUGGCAACACAGUUUGGGAUCCUGGCGCGUCUCACCUGGUGGGAGUACUCCUGGGACAUCAUGGAGCCUGUCACCUACUUCAUUACCUACGCUACCGCCAUGGCUAUGUACUCCUACUACGUACUCACACGCCAGGAGUACAUCUACCCAGACGCCAGGGACAGACAGUACCUGCUGUUCUUCCACAAGGGGGUGAAGAGACAACGCUUUGACAUCUACAAGUACAACGAGCUGAAGGACUCUAUCGCUGAGGUGGAGUUAGAUCUGAAACGCCUGAGGGACCCCCUCCAGCUCCAACUUCCUGUCCAGCAACUCACCGCCGCCAGCAAAGAUUGAUGGGAAGAGUGUCCUCCUCUGCUUUCUUCAUCUCUCCCUCCACUCCUCCAUCCUUCCUUUCCUUACCCUCCUCCAUCCCUCCUUUCCUUACCCUCCUCCGCUCCUCCAUCCCUCCUUUCCUUGCCCUCCUCCCCUUACCC